This is a messenger RNA of Polypterus senegalus (gray bichir), 2069 nucleotides long. RefSeq names its product zinc finger protein OZF-like. The transcript has 6 exons. Gene Ontology annotation, biological process: regulation of immune system process; regulation of cytokine production; negative regulation of transcription by RNA polymerase II. The coding region runs from base 1 to 1626 and encodes 541 amino acids. NCBI's taxonomy places the organism in Eukaryota, Metazoa, Chordata, Cladistia, Polypteriformes, Polypteridae. The record is from RefSeq and is a predicted model, not a curated record.
AUGUGCAGCCAUCAGGCGGACAAUCACGGAGUAGAAAUGAGCAGCAGCAGCGCGGAGUGUGCGGACAUUAAAAAAGUUAAACACGUGAAGAGCAGAGCGGGCACUCCGAUGAGGGUCUCUGACGACUGGCUACCCAAUGCUCUCUUCUUCUUCUCGGAAAUGGCGCAACAUGGCCAGUUUGAUUUUGACAUCCAGUAUUUGACCAUCAACAAGACCACACAGACAUGUUGGUCAGUGGAGUGGAAGACAUGGAUUGAGCCACACGGCACAGAUGAAGUUAAAUCUUGGCUAUCCCAAAACUUCUUAUCUUUAAAUGAAGAGAAGACUGAGGUGAUAGUCUUCAGCCCUUCUGAACAUAUGAAGGCCCCGGAAUUUGACCUGGGACCUUUAUCAGCUUUCAGGUCUUCACAGGUUCAGAAUCUGGGUGUCCUAGAAAAAGAAAAAGCUGCUGUUUGCUGGAACAUCUCAAUGGAUGUGAAACAGGACACCUGUGAUGUGGACGCAAAUAUCAUGGAGAAAACUGUAAAUAUUAAGGAAGAGGACUGUGAUUGGAAGUCCAUCUACCUGAAACAGGAAAGUCUGAGCAUCAAGGAGGAGGACAGUGAACUGCAGCCAGUGGGCAUUAAAGAAGAACCUGAAGAGAAAUCUGUCAGUAUUGAGAAACAUAUCCAUACAAAUCUGGACAGUGUAAAAGAAGACAACCGUCCUGAUGGCUGUCAAGAUGGAGUGGUGACCAGCUCAGAAAAUAAGCGACCACCUUCAAAGAAGUCUGGAAAAAGAAAGAAAGAUCACUGCUGUGUGGAAUGUGGCAAAGAAUUCUCUAACAGGAGUGCUCUUCAGAAACACACGAGAGUUCACACGGGAGAGAAGCCAUAUUGCUGUAAUGAAUGUGGUAAACAGUUUUCACUAAUGGGCAAUCUUCAGAAACACACGAAAGUUCACACUGGAGAGAAGCCAUAUUGCUGUAAUCAAUGUGGUAAACAGUUUUCACAGAUGAGCCAUCUACAGAAACACACGAGAGUUCACACUGGAGAGAAGCCAUAUUGCUGUAAUCAAUGUGGUAAACAUUUUUCACGUAUGAGCAAUCUACAGAAACACAUAAGAGUUCACACUGGAGAGAAGCUGUAUUGCUGUAAAGAAUGUGGAAAACGGUUUUCACAAAAAGGCGAUCUUCAUAUACACACGAGAGUUCACACUGGAGAGAAGCCAUAUUGCUGUAAUGAAUGUGGUAAACAGUUUUCACAAAACUGUGAUCUUCAGAUACACAUGAGAGUUCACACCGGAGAGAAGCCAUAUUGCUGUAAUGAAUGUGGUAAACAGUUUUCACAGAUAGGCAAUCUUCAUAAUCACAGUAGAGUUCACACCGGAGAGAAGCCGUAUUGCUGUAGUCAAUGUGGUAAACAGUUUUCACAAAAAGGCCAUCUUCAGAUACACACGAGAGUUCACACUGGAGAGAAGCCAUAUUGCUGUAAUCAAUGUGGCAAACAGUUUUCAGAGAUGGGCAGUCUACGGAAACACACAAGAGUUCACAACAGAAUAAAAACAGUAGCAGUUCAAAAAUCAGUCCAGAAAAACAAGAACCCUUCAGGACUCAAGAGUGACGUUCAGUCCUGUCAUGAAAAAUAAGCAAACUAAACUAUUGUUGAGAAAUUAAUCUCAAAGAGAAGCCAUAUCGCUGUUUGGAAUGUGGUAAACAAAUCUGUCAGAGCAGUACACUUCAGAGACGCACCAGAAUUCACACCGGAGAGAAGUACAACUGAACUGUCAUGACUAAAGAGUGAGGUUCACUCCUGCCAGGACAGUAAGCACAUGUAACUGACACAAAUUCAUGCUACUUAGUGUUGUGUCAAAAACAGAUCAACAUGGAGGAGAAAUAGAAGUUUAUAUCCUUUUUCCUUUUCCAGAAACAAAAUAAAGAACAGGGCGCCAUACAAACGGCUUCUCACCAAAGUCCCUACAGCCUCCACCGUGCGCCUAGCUCUGUUUUCAUAACAUGCGUAUUACAUAUAGAGCUACUAACAAUAUAUUAUACACAUUUCAUCAGAAAAAAGAAAAAAAAACACUUUACA